AAAUCUAUUUUAUUAUUGUUCUAUGAUUAUAAUAUUAAACCUCUACAACAAACUACCGACUACUAUUAAGUAAUAAAUUUCUUUUAUUUUUUUAUUUCUUUAAUCAUACUGUCGUGCUAUCGCUAUGUCUUAUGGCAAGUGGUAACAUAUACCUAUAUGUGUAUACUGUAUUUAGUACUCACUAGUUAGUAGUUACUACAUGUGGUGUAUCACUGCCCACGACCGGUGUUGAUUGCCGGCAUGAUUUAAGGUAACAAACUAAAAUAUACAGUUUGAGAGCACCAUAAGAUAUUAAAUCAAAUAACCGAUGGCGUCGAUUUCGAGUGAUGAAGAUCAUAAGCCUUUGAUGUUUUUGGGUAAAGAUGUCUCAAAAAUUCCGUGCUUUCGGAACAGUUUCUUGUAUGGCAUAGUCGGAGGAUUUACUAUGGGAAUCGGCUAUUUUUUGUGUACAAGUAGAACAUUAAGAUCUACACACUUCGGUUUUGGUUCUUUUGUUACGAUAUCUUCUGUUUAUUGGAUUGCAUGCAGAUAUAACUAUGAUAAUACAGAAGAAAGACUGAACGAACUGAAAGGUAUUAUCAAAGCUAAGAAAAGUGGAACUGAUGUGAAAUGACUGAACGUCACCAAACACAUUACAAAUAAGCCAUAUUUGCCGGUCGCUGACACCCACUAAAAUCCAUCUGAAUACAUCAGUGCUUAAGUGUAUUUAGUUCAGUUUCAAAAUUGAAUUGUUUUCUGUUUAAACAUAAAUAUAUCAGGGGAAGCAGCACCUUGAAAGUGCUGUUGUGUUCUAGCUGUAUAAGGUACUUACUUAAAAUAUAAAAAUCAAAGAAGGUUGGACAUCAAAACACCAGGGCUUACUAUAGUUAUUAUAAUGUAGAAAUUAUUUUAUGUUUUUUUGUUUUGUUAUUGUAAUAGACAAAUACAUAUUAAGUG
Molecule: messenger RNA, 936 nt
Organism: Acyrthosiphon pisum (pea aphid)
Lineage: Eukaryota; Metazoa; Arthropoda; Insecta; Hemiptera; Aphididae
Product: cytochrome c oxidase assembly protein COX20, mitochondrial
Exons: 4
Coding region: 308-613 (101 amino acids)
Biological process (GO): mitochondrial respiratory chain complex IV assembly
Cellular component (GO): mitochondrial inner membrane; mitochondrion
Source: RefSeq, a predicted model, not a curated record